Molecule: messenger RNA, 357 nt
Organism: Strongylus vulgaris
Lineage: Eukaryota; Metazoa; Nematoda; Chromadorea; Rhabditida; Strongylidae
Source: the annotation of a GenBank genome assembly
AUGCUUGUUUUCUCUGUGCCAUUGAAUCUAUCGAAACCUCGUGUCGAGCCAGCGGUAGCGGGAGUUGCUCCCUGGUGGCACGAAUUGGUGCCUUGUCAGCACCUAUCGUGGGUUUUCGUCACAUAUUUUGAUUCACUUACGUAUAUGAACAACUUCUGGCCUCCUUCAGUAUACUUCAGUGUCUUCCUUAUGGGAACUAUCAACCUCAUUAUAUCAUAUAAUUUUUUGAAAGAAACAAAAGGAGUAAAUCUAGACGAUGUCGCCUCAGAAAUAAGGGAUAAACACGAGGAUUACUCGCUCGUUGCACAAAGCAAUAUAGAAAAUAGCGUUGAACCGCAAGCUCUUACUAAGAAAUGA